AAUGAAGAAGCUUCAUGAUGCAACCAUGGCAACUGUGUUAAAUGUGAUAUUCAAAUUCUUAAUUGCACUUAAGACAUCAAUUUAGAAUCUCCUUAAAUAAUUAAGAAACUCAAUGUACAUCACUUCUGAAGGAAAUGCAGACUUGGAAGGAGAAAACCAUGCUCCAGUAAAACAAGGACAUAUUUUAACUACAGAGAAAAUCACUUGUUUCACAAAGGAAACUGAUAUGUAUAGAUGCAUAUUUAAUAUGCUUAGAAAAUCAAUAUAUAGGUAAAAUAGAAUUCUUGAAGAGAUUACACCAUUUUGCAUCAUUAUGAGAGAAUACUUAUUUUUUUGUGGUGAAACAAGAUAGACCCUACAUUUUAAAGGACAGGAGGUGAAGCAGAACACUAAUGGGUAGAUCCAGAUAACUUCAGCAAACCAGGGACACCAAAUUAGGAUGUCACUCACCCAUUGUGUAUUACAGGCUUUUUCUCCUAUCUGAUUAACCCAGGGGAAGAUGAAGACUACAGACAAGAUUUAUUACACCCCUCAAAACCAUGCUUCUAUAAUAUAGUGGGUGAUAAAAACCUCUGGGGCUACUUUCACAGCAUCAUUCAUGUGACAACACAAAGAUAGUCACAUGGAGAAGAAUACCAUUGGACAUACUUUAGUUACUACUUUUCAUUUAAGAAAACCACCAAGAAAGAGGAAUCUCAGCAACAGGAGUGAGUAAAUACUGGAUCAAUUGAACUAAAAUGAUAAGGAAUCUUAAUAUCUUGUGAGAGUUAAAUUUAAAUGUGGUUGUCCAUGCUGCACUAUAUUCACAUGGAAGAAAUCACUGGAAAAUGACUUGAUACUGAAUGACCUUUAUCAGUUUCUGUUUCUCUACUAUGAAACCAAGCCACAAAAGUCACAUGCUGUGACUUUUCAAGACAAAAAUGCGCUUCCACUUGAAGAAAGUUGUGAGGUUUGUCAGCCUGAUUAUUCUUCUAUUUGUGCUGACCCAGCUGCUAAGUUAUCAGGAGGAGGUUCUGUCACAGAUUAAUCCAACAAUAAAUAAAAAAGAAACAACACAAUCAAUUUCUGCAGAAAACCUAAACAAUAAUGGCAUUAUCAAUGCCAAGGAGAGAUCACACUGCAAAGAUCUUGAGCCAAUUAAUCCUAUGAUAAGAGAGAGAUUUAUCUUCCAAAAGGUAAGCUCAAAACCAGACUACUUAGCUUUUUCUGCAUUCUACAGUGAUCAGCCAGGAGAUGCAUACUUUCUAAGGAUCAUUGGAAUAGGACGAUAUUUAAACAACAGGUUAGACAAGUCUGUGCCUUACCCACAGUACUGUCAACUGUGGUUCCAGAAGAAAGAUGGAAACACCGUGAAGGUCUAUAAUGAAGUGGUGCCCACUGUGGUACAAAUUAUGCCAGAACAGAAGUCAAAAAAGUAUCAUCCUGUUCUUUACUUAUGCUAUGGCCCAAAGAAUUACAAACUGAAAACAGUUCCUUAUGCUGUGUCUCUUGUGGACAGUAAAUGCAAGAAGCCACUCAAUUUCCUUAAGGUUGUCAAUACCAAAGAAGAAGCAAAAGGAAAAACACAACUAGACUUCGGGGUUUGUGUCACACCAUUUAAUUUCAACUACAAUAAAACACUGAGUUUUGUAGAAAAUCUUGAAAUACAGAAAAUGUUUGGAGCACAACAUUUCACUUUCUACAAUUUCAGUCUCAGUGAUAAAAUGAAGCCAGUGCUGAACUCUUAUGCAUCAGAAGGAAACAUAAGUGUCAUUCCUUGGCCUCUCCCUCCACACUUAAAGGUAGACAUUUGGCCUCCCAAUAAAAAACAUGUACCUAAUAUAUUCUAUUUUGCCCAAUUGGGAGCCCUAAAUGACUGCCUUUACAGGAACAUGUACAGAUUCAAGUACUUGCUCUUCUUGGAUUUAGAUGAAAUUGUUGUCCCUAGAAAAGAUGAAACCUGGAAAGAGAUGAUUGAAUCAGCUGCAAAAGUCAAAGGGUUUACUAAGAAUGCAACUAGUUAUAUGUUCAGAAAUACUUUUUUCCGAUUAGACUGGGGACUGCUGAGUGAUGACAGCCUUUCUGACAAGAGGAUACAAUUAUAUCACCCUUAUUCCUUGCUGUCUGUCAACAGGGAGAAAAGAAUAUGGAAUGCUGGCUCUAGAUCAAAAUACAUGAUAGUUGAUGCCCAAUGUGUCUCUGUGGUUGGUGUUCACCAAAUAUGGGGAUAUAUAAGUGGAAAGCGUUGCUACAAACACAAAUCAAUGAUAAUGCCUAUCAACAUAGGACUACUUCAUCACUACCGCAACUGGAAAAAGCCAGAGCAGAAAAAACAUGAUGCUAUGAUUAAAGACAACAAUAUCUUCAGGUUUAAAGAUAGUAUAAUCAGUAGAAUAGAAGACAGGUUCAAGAAAAUAACAUCACAAGGACAAAUAGAAUUUAUCCAAUGAAUGUGAAUAAAGAAACAAUAUUUUUAUGUUAUUGCCAAAACUGUAAAAAACAUUCCCAGAAAUUUAGAUCGAUCCAUC
This is a messenger RNA of Lingula anatina, 2507 nucleotides long. RefSeq lists its product as uncharacterized. Gene Ontology annotation, molecular function: glycosyltransferase activity. Lineage: Eukaryota; Metazoa; Brachiopoda; Lingulata; Lingulida; Lingulidae. The record is from RefSeq and is a predicted model, not a curated record. Gene Ontology annotation, cellular component: cytoplasm.